This is a messenger RNA of Adineta ricciae, 1135 nucleotides long. NCBI's taxonomy places the organism in Eukaryota, Metazoa, Rotifera, Eurotatoria, Adinetida, Adinetidae. The record is from the annotation of a GenBank genome assembly.
AUGGCUAGUGGAGCUUCCUCGUGUUCGGAAUGGAAGACGAGCAUUGUAAAUGAAUGGAGGGCUCGUCGUUUAGCUGAAACGAAAGAUACAUCGGUUUUAUUUCCAUUAGCAAUGAACCCGUUUGGUGAAGACGAAAUUUUAGCUAUGACAGAGGUUUUGCUAACAGGUCGAUUAACAUUAGGCAAACAAGUUGAGCAUGCUGAAAAGAAAUUUGCGGAAAUUGUUGGUGUACCUUAUGCUGUGAUGGUCAAUUCAGGAAGUUCUGCAAAUUUAUUAGCUGUGUCAGCAAUAGCGAAUAAAUUGCGAGCAAAACAUUGUAAAGUAGGUGAUCAUGUUCUCGUACCAGCUGUUUCUUGGUCGACAAGUGUGUUUCCAUUAAUUCAACAUGGUCUUCGUCCAAUUUUCGUCGAUGUUGAUCCACGUACGUUCAAUAUUUCAAUUCACGAACUCGAACGCAAAUUAACCAAUCAUGUGAAAGCAAUCAUGGCUGUGCAUGUGCUCGGAAACUCGGUUAACAUGAAGUUAUUAAUGGAAUUUGUUCAACGACAUAAUCUGCUUCUAAUUGAAGACACAUGUGAAUCGUUGGGAAGUUAUUGUUUAAUCGAUGAAAAUAGUCAACGGAAAAUGUUAGGAACAUUUGGAGAUUUUGGAACAUUUUCAUUCUAUUUUUCACAUCAUAUUACUAGUGGUGAAGGUGGAAUGAUUACAUGUCAUACAGAGGAUGAUUACAACUUCCUCCGUUGUUUGCGCGCUCAUGGUUGGACAAGACAUUUGACAAAUCGUCAGCAGAUUGAAGAUCUAUAUCCUGAUAUUGAUUGCCGAUUUUUAUUUGUUAAUAUGGGUUACAAUCUUCGACCGUUAGAAGUUCAAGGCGCCAUGUUGAGUGUUCAAUUAGAUAAACUCGAUGAAUUCAAUCGACAUCGUCGUGAGAACUUUCGCCUGAUUAGAGAAAGUCUUUCACAUGAUGAAAGAUUUUCAUCGUUAAUGUCAUUGAUGGAAGCUUCGGAAGGGAUUGAUCCUGCUUGGUUCGGCUUAGCCUUUCUUCUGCAUCGUCCGUAUACGCAUCAACGAUGUGAGUUUUUGAAGUAUCUCGAAAAGAACGGCAUCGAAAAUCGUCCGAUUAUCAGUGGAAAUU